CGUUUCACUUGUCCUAUACACAGGAAGAGAAGAAAAAAGAUGGGAGAUAAGAUAAGCCUUCCCCCGGGUCUCAAGUUCUUCCCAACCGAUGAAGAUCUCGUUCUUCACUAUCUCUAUAGGAAGGUCAAACUUCUCCCUUGCUACUCAGACUUCAUCGCAGAGAUAGAUCUUCACAGCUACAAUCCUUGGGAGCUACCAGGUAAGGCUUCGGGUGGCAGCAAAGAAUGGUAUUUCUACAGCCAAAAACCAAGAAACUACAGGAAGAACUCCAUAAAAUACAGACCUGCUGCAUCUGGACAUUGGCGGGUGACAGGCAUGGAUGAGCCCAUAUCAAAUGGGAGCACUAUCGUUGGGUGUAAGAGAUCUCUGGUCUUCUACACCGGCAAGGCUCCAAGUGGGACAAAAACUGACUGGGUCAUGGAUGAAUAUAGCCUCUUGGAAUCAACAACCAGGGAGUGUAAGAAGCGUGGGAGCUCAAGAACUGUAUCUGGAGACUGGGUAUUAUGCAGGAUCAAAGAGAGAGGCCUUCAUUCAGAGAUGAAAUGUGAAGAAGAUGAUGAUGAUGAAGGGACAGAGUUGUCAGCUAUGGAUGAGAUCUUCUUUUCCUUGGCGGACGACUUCGAUGAAAUAACUUCACCAAUCAACCAGCAGUUCGCUGCCGCAUUCUUGCACUAGCUUUGUUUUUCUCACAUUUUCUCGGCUUCUUCUCGCUGAAAUUGCAACUAGGAAAAGCGAUUACCGACAGAAUUUUCCUUUUCGUCUUUUUUCUUGGAUGGUAGUUACAACUUGCAGAGAGAGCAUAUGUAAGAAGAUUAGUGAGGAAGAUUAGAUCCCCCUGUGAACUCAUUGUUUCUUUUUCUGUCAACUAGCGGCUUUCACGUGUUACCCAGCAAUUUUAUACAACUCAGAUCGAGUACUCAAGUUAUAUUAUA
Nymphaea colorata (pocket water lily) is the source of this 932-nucleotide messenger RNA. RefSeq names its product NAC domain-containing protein 104-like. The transcript has 3 exons. The record is from RefSeq and is a predicted model, not a curated record. Gene Ontology annotation, molecular function: DNA binding. NCBI's taxonomy places the organism in Eukaryota, Viridiplantae, Streptophyta, Magnoliopsida, Nymphaeales, Nymphaeaceae. Bases 40 to 675 code for a protein of 211 amino acids. Gene Ontology annotation, biological process: regulation of DNA-templated transcription.